UUUCUUAUUGUGGAUUGAGUGUAAAGUUUGAAAAACAUUCAUUCUGAGUGAAUCUCUUCUCUCUUGUAGCUGAGGAAAACUGAGGCCUUUAAAGGCUAAAUGAUUUGUUCAAAUACUCCCCUUUCUCUAUUUUAAGUGGCUCAGCCAGGACUGAACUAGAUUGAUGGCUAAUUUUACCAUGCGACAUUGCUAAUUUGUUGAAAUGUAAUUGUGAAGUAGACCAUUUAAAAAUACUAAGUGAUUGUCUGCUUCAUAGUUGACGUUUUUUAAUUCCUUAUUUUUCCUGCUGAAAUCAUCACUGUCAUUAUCUUUUAAAAUAAUUGGGGCUGGUGCUUCCUUUCCAGAGAAUAUCUUGGUCCCUCUCAGUUGGCUGUCUGCACACCUCAGUCCUAGAAUUUGACAUUUGGGGCCUAAUCAGAAGAAUUUCAUAACAAGGUGUGAGGGGUUGUUAAGUUUUUAAUGUCCGAACCAAAUUAAAUUAUUUUGAAUUAUUUUCAAUUGACUUAAUAGUUGAAUGCAACAUAUGGCACCAGAUGUUGGUACUGGAUCAUUGGGAAGACAUCUAGUAGUUGGUAGUUAUCUAUGUGAGGUUUUUUUCAACCUUGAAUACCAUAUGAAAUGCAGAUUCUGAUCCAGAGUCUGGCUGAGAUUCUGGGUUACUAACAGGCUCCCUGUAGAUGCUGCUGCUGAUCCUUCAACUACAUUUUCAGUAGCAAGAACCUGCAUUACCUGCCUUAUUACCGUGGUAAGAAAAAGUAGCCGUCAGAUAAUUUUUCUGUGUUGAUUUUAAACAGUCUUGCUCAUCAGUCCUUACACACAUUGGAGUAAUAAUGCCCCUCUUUGUAGCACUGUUGUAGAUGAUUCAGAUUUAGCACUACUUGAUUUAACUAGUAUUGUCAGAAUUUUCUACAAAACUUAUUUUUCUAAAUAACUUAUAUCUUCAAUUUUAGAAAACAUGUUCUACAAUAUUGCAUAAUUCUCUUUCUCAAACUGUUACAUGCACUUUACUUUUUUUUCUUUAACUUAGUGGUGUAAGAGCCAUGUUUUUUGGAGACUUCUUGGUGAUGGGUAUUGAACCAUAUGCAAAAUGUGUAAAGAUCACAAACCGUUCUAAGUUCUUGUAUCUGUGUUUUAUGUUUUUUCUAUUUUGUCUCCAUCCAGCUACCAAUUAAUAGUAUGUCUGCCUAAAAGCAGCUGGUUUCCCUUUCCAUUCUAAUUGAUUACUUCUGACCUGAAAAGCCAGAUACUAGAUUUGUUAGAAAUAUUUAUGAGAUUAAUCCCAGUCAGAAAGGCCUACCUGGCAUGGGGGCUUUCCUGCAAGGAAGUGGUCAGGAAGUUCAGUAGCACUUGAGUGGGAGAGAAAUCCUUUAGUGUUAACCCUAUUCCGAAUAAUUAGGUCAAUGGGAGCUUACUUGUUUCUUCAUGCCUUUCUCUAUGUGCUUUUUAAACUGGUUUCUAGAUCCCUCUCUAACAUUGUGUGUUAAAGUGCAUAUGAAGAUGACUUGGAGGUGUCUAUAUGUAUGUGCGUGUUCUGCUAUUGAGAACAUGAUCAUCAUCAUAAAUAAGCAGUGCUUCAGGAUCCAUCUAAAAUGGAGACAGGUAACUGUGCUACAGGCCCUGGUUCUCUUACAGAGGCUUUGCAAAUGGUUUUAAGAAUAACAAUAACAACAAUAAAGAGGAUAUUUCUUGGUUCAAUUUAGUGUUCUAGGGAUUUAAAGACUGAUUUCUGGUAACUGCCUUUAGCAGAUUAUUAAUGAUAAGAAUAACAAUCAUAACUCUUAUUUGCUGAGCCCUCACUGUGUCAGGCAGUCAUUAUUCAGACAAGUGUUACAACAAGGAGAGCUGUGGUCAUGAAGGGUGCAUUUGCCUGUGGGGUAGCAAAUGGCUGCUGCGCUUUGAACAAAUGAGAGUGAUCCAAAUAGAUAGGGGUGAGAUUAAAUAUUUUCAUUAGUCCCUGUUUACAAUAAAUAAGCAUGUGUAGAACCUAUUGCAGGUGUUUUUGUUUUUUUUUUUUACUCACCAAUGCUAGAAAUGGUUGUAGGAUUCACACCUAUAAAAAUCAAAUAGUAGCUUAUAUUCUUCUAAUUCAAAGCGGAGAGAACCUGUUUGCAUUUUAACUAGGUGGAAUCCGAACAUUUAUCAUUUUGAAUAGCCUUGUUAUUUGUUCUGUGUUAGAAGUUGUGGAUUAUAUUCUUUAAAAUUAAGACAAGACUAAGUGUAGCCUUAACAGUUAAGUUGAAUGUUGAGAUCCUGAACAUGGCCCCAUCUGAAAUAUUUUUAAAGAAUUACAGCCUUUGAACAUUGAUCAUCAGAUUUGUUUUUAUUUAAAUCUCGUUUUUACUUCUAGAGUUUAUCUUAUGCUUCAGUGUACUUAGGUGUAUGGGUAUAAUCUUAAUCUAAUUAGCCGUAUUUUGUGACCUGAGACUCCUGUCAAAGACCAUUAUAGAAGCUAGAAAACAUUGGGAGGUAAACUGAACACAUGGCCUCAGUUCUCUUCUUUAGCACUAGAUUAUGACUUGCACUCAGAGGCUAAGAAAAAGAAAAAUAACGUCCUUUGCCUUUAAAGUGUAAUAAAUGUGUUUUGCUAUUAAUAACCCUUUUCAGUUUAUAGACUGAGGAUUUUGUUUUAAGUGUUUGAAACUAAAUGCUGCUGGGAAAAAGAUUUUAGUAGAAAUAUAGAUCUCUGUCCCUACCCUUUGUUAAUUGAUCCUGCUUAACUGGGGACAUAAUGUGUAUCUACUGAAGAGAAAUCUGUGGGCAUAAACUCCUCCCUUCCUGUUGUCAAAUGUAUUUCAUGUGUUAUUUAUCUUGUUUAAAUAUACAGUAGACAAGAAAAUGCAGCUGCUGUUCCUUUAAUAUCAGAACUAUGCAUGUUACAAUAGGUGUCACUGUUUUGCUUGGUCCAAUCAUGAUUGGUGACUUCAGCUAUUGGCUCGGAGCACUGACUGUCUGACUCCAUCUGCAGGGCUGUAAUACCUACUCUCCUCCGAUCCAUUCACCACACAACUUCAGCCGGCUGAACAGACUCACGCAGCUCCAGCCCAUCUUGCUAACCUAAUUCAGAAAACAAGUGCUACAGCUCUGUGCCUGUCAUCUUUACAGUGUAGCAUUUUCAGAGACGGUAAAGAACAGGUCCAAGAAAAGCUCGAAGAAAGCAAAUACCAGCAGCAGCAGUAGCAACAGCAGCAAGUUGCCGCCAGUUUGUUAUGAAAUAAUUACCUUGAAGACUAAAAAGAAGAAGAUGGCUGCUGAUAUAUUCCCCCGUAAAAAGCCAGCCAACUCCAGCAGCACCAGCGUCCAGCAGUACCACCAGCAGAAUCUCAGUAACAACAACCUUAUCCCGGCCCCAAACUGGCAGGGUCUUUAUCCCACCAUUAGAGAGAGAAAUGCGGUGAUGUUCAAUAAUGAUUUGAUGGCAGAUGUACAUUUUGUGGUUGGGCCACCAGGUGGGACUCAACGGUUGCCAGGACACAAAUAUGUUUUAGCUGUUGGGAGCUCUGUGUUCCAUGCGAUGUUUUACGGAGAACUUGCAGAGGACAAAGAUGAAAUCCGUAUACCAGAUGUCGAACCUGCUGCUUUUCUCGCUAUGCUGAAAUAUAUCUAUUGUGAUGAAAUUGACUUGGCUGCUGACACAGUGCUGGCCACACUUUAUGCUGCCAAAAAGUACAUCGUCCCUCACCUUGCCAGGGCCUGUGUUAAUUUCCUGGAGACCAGCCUGAGUGCCAAAAAUGCCUGUGUGCUCCUCUCCCAGAGCUGCCUGUUCGAGGAGCCAGACCUGACCCAGCGUUGCUGGGAGGUGAUUGAUGCCCAGGCUGAGUUAGCUCUCAAGUCUGAGGGAUUCUGCGAUAUCGACUUCCAGACACUAGAAAGUAUUCUCCGUAGGGAAACUCUGAAUGCCAAAGAAAUUGUGGUUUUUGAGGCAGCUCUCAACUGGGCUGAAGUAGAAUGCCAACGACAAGAUCUAGCGUUGAGCAUUGAAAAUAAACGCAAGGUCCUAGGAAAGGCACUUUACUUGAUCCGCAUACCCACAAUGGCCCUUGAUGAUUUUGCAAAUGGUGCUGCACAGUCCGGAGUAUUAACUCUCAAUGAGACCAACGACAUCUUCCUCUGGUAUACUGCAGCCAAAAAGCCUGAGCUGCAGUUUGUGAGUAAAGCCCGCAAGGGCCUUGUCCCCCAGCGCUGUCACCGUUUCCAGUCGUGUGCCUAUCGAAGCAACCAGUGGCGCUAUCGCGGUCGCUGUGACAGCAUCCAGUUUGCAGUUGAUAAAAGAGUGUUCAUUGCUGGCUUUGGGCUGUAUGGCUCCAGCUGUGGUUCUGCAGAAUACAGUGCCAAGAUUGAACUUAAGCGGCAGGGCGUUGUCCUGGGGCAGAACUUGAGCAAGUACUUCUCAGAUGGGUCCAGCAAUACCUUUCCGGUAUGGUUUGAAUACCCAGUGCAGAUCGAGCCAGACACCUUCUACACAGCCAGUGUGAUACUGGAUGGCAAUGAACUCAGCUACUUUGGACAAGAAGGCAUGACAGAAGUUCAGUGUGGCAAAGUGACUGUCCAGUUUCAGUGCUCCUCAGAUAGCACCAAUGGCACUGGGGUACAGGGAGGGCAGAUCCCUGAACUUAUAUUCUAUGCUUGAAAACUCACUUCCUGAAGCAGCGUGAGCUCCAAAGUGCACAUCUGGUUCCAGCUUGCUUGAUGCUUAGCUCAUCUGCAAAUAUGUGAUCAGUGCCGGUAAUUUGUAAUGAAUGAAGCGGUAGACAGGUUCUAAUUUCUUUUAGCCUUUUAAUUAUGUACAGGCAAAAAUGCAGCAUUCCGCUUUUAACUAUAUGCUUAAAAGAGCUAACGUUCUUAUUAAGGCUUUGUGGUUUUUAGAGUUGCUUCUAUGAACCUGGGGAGAUUAUGUGCUUUCCCAAGCGUUCUACCACCCUCUCAGUUUUGUCCCUCUGAAGAUAAUUUUGGAUCACCUUGAAUUUCCUUUUGGAUGUUGUUUGAUGAACAGAAAUAAAGUGAUAACAAGAGUUAUUUUUAAACAGAACUCCUCUUACCCCCCAAAACAGAUAAACCUCAGUGUACAAUUUUGAAAGAAGUUUUGCCUUGUAAUGAGUAAUAAUUUAGAAAGUAGACAGUGGUCAUGUUUGGCUCUUGUUUUAUUCCUUUUACAUUUGUUGCUUCUGGGAUUUAAAAAAAUUCUAAAUUCAUAAGAUUGUUAGGUAUUAAACACUUCAGAGUAUCAAUGUAAAAUUGGAAAAUAAGGAAUUGGGGGCAUUUGUUUAGGCCAUGACUUCCACAAGCGGAUUUAUUUUCUUUUAGUUUAGAAGACAAAAAAUUUCAAUACAGAUACUUCUUUUAGAAGUAAAUUUUUAAAUUUUAUUGUCAGUAGAAAAAAGUUAAAUUCCUACUAAUUUAAAGUAAGAUAGUUUAAAAAGGAAGCCUAAAAAAGACUCAUACUACAAAUAAUUUAAUUGAUGGCAUGUAAGAAUAUGCAGUUUGAAAAAGCCAAACUCUUCUCUCCACUUAGCUUUUGAUCCCCACUGUUUGCUUAUUUGUACAAGUCAUACUGUGUAGAAUUUCUAUUUUCUUUUUCCCCAUUAAAAGAGGACCAAACAAUUCUUUAUACAAAUGGAGUAGCAACUAGUUUUGUAGCACUACAUUUAAUGUAAUGAGAUAUCUUUGUUCAUUUUUUAAAAUUUGAAAUAUACUUUACCUGAUCCACUUUGAUUAUAUACUAUAUUCUUUGUUAAUUUUAAUUUUGUCCUGUUCCUAGACUGCUAGAAUCUGGCCCCUGGCCAUCUUAAAGUGCCAACAUAUGCCUGCAGGGUUUAUAAAAAAUGGUCUGGAGUGACACAUUUUAUUAUACCUAAUAUUCACUGCAUCAGCAUCACAUCUAGCUGUCUUACUUGUCCACAGAUAAUGUAAACAAAGGAGGGAAAAGCUUAUUAAAAAAUUAUCCUUCGCUGCUGGCUUGUGCUGGUUUAGUGCCUGUGUCCCUGGCAGUGUCCAGUAUGUUCACUUCCAGUUGAAGUAUCCAUAUGUUUCUGGGCAGCUUUUCUGCUCAGUGUGAUCCUGAGAUGGCUUCCCCUCCGCCACCCAGAGUGUGGUCCUUGACCGCCUCCUGCUCCUGCUCUGCAAGCCUGAAACUGGCUUGUCUGGAGCCAGGAGUUAGUCCUGGGGUGUGUGUGUGCCUGCGCACCCAUGCGCAUGCAAGUGUGUUUGCCAGCUCAGGAACUAUCUCCUCUCUACCUGGCUAGUAAGAGGUGGGACAGUAAUGGUCCUCCUGCUGGCCCCAGCAAGGCCCAUGAGUGACUGCCCUUACUUAUUCACUGUGCCUCUGGGCCACUUCUUCCCCUGUAGAUGUGGGCUUGUUGCCUUCUGCUGGCUUCCCUGAGGGAGGAGAACACUGGAUUAUUGGAAAUGUUUUAAUCACUCUUGCCAUUACCUACAUCUAUUAGCAUAGAUGAUGAAAAGCUGUUACUGGUGAUUAUAGAUGAGUAUUUCCAGGACAACUUUCUAAAAUUAUAAUUAUUUCUUACUAGGGAGAUUACAGGUAGUUUGGCAGAGCAUUGGUGUACAAAGGUACAUUUUCAAUUAAAAAGCAUACUUCUACGAAAGAUUUGGUUUUUAAAUUAUGGUUAAACAUUUCAGUAACUCAUAGCUACCGUGCAAGUUGGUGGACCUUCUAAGAAGGCACUUGUUUGUAAGCCAGAGGAGAAGAAACUUGAAUUGCAUCCUAUCAGAUUGUUGAGGUGGGUGUGAUAGUCUUCAAGUGCAGUGCGUUCACUCACUAACACUCACUGUCAGUGCCCGUGUUUGCUAGCUGCCUCCAUGUGACUAGUGAGCUGCUGGUGAAAGUCAUGUGAAAUCCUGUACACUGUGUAUAGAAUAAUGUAAUUUUAUGUUAAUUGUUAUUACUUUAAAAUCUACCAUCUGAUUGGCUGGUGCCGAGAGCUGUGGGUAAAAUUUGAAAAUUGUAUUUAGAAUAGGAAAUUUUACAUUUUAAACCCUAUUCUCCUUUAUGCAUUUUCGAUGAAAUGGAAUGAAGGCUAAUGUGCUUGCUUUAUCUUCUUUUGUAAUCUUGGAUUUUGUAGCUUUUAAAACUAGAAACCAUUGUUCUAACAAAGCAGGCAACUCUAUUCUAUAAACACAACUUCAUUAAGCAGAAUACACUGUAGAUGCUUUUCCCCAAUGUAUCUGGCUGGCAGUCUUUGUCGUUGUUCAUCCUGGGGAUAAAGGGGAACUAGGCUAGCAGUUCUAAUGUGACAUUCUUUAAGCAUAUCUUAAAAUAGUAUUUAAGUAAAUGGUCUAAUUUCUACAUAAUUAUUGCACUGAACUGUCUUUUUUGUUUAUUAAGGUGUUUAAAUAAGCUCAGCUAAUUCAAGACACUGUAGCCACUUGUGCAUCAGUGUGCUUGAAUUUAGUAGCUUACAGCAUUAUUUAUGAAGGAAAAAUAUAUAAAUAUGAAGUACCUCAUGUUGAAUGUUAUUGUACUGUAUUUUUAAUGUAACAGUGCAGAUCUUGUUAGACACAUGAAUGUGUAUAAUCAUGUUAAAUGCAAAUAAAAUAAAACUAGUUCAUAGA
This is a messenger RNA of Nomascus leucogenys (northern white-cheeked gibbon), 7566 nucleotides long. RefSeq names its product BTB domain containing 3 (gene BTBD3). The record is from RefSeq and is a predicted model, not a curated record. NCBI's taxonomy places the organism in Eukaryota, Metazoa, Chordata, Mammalia, Primates, Hylobatidae. Gene Ontology annotation, molecular function: protein binding. Gene Ontology annotation, cellular component: cytosol. Gene Ontology annotation, biological process: cerebral cortex development; neurogenesis; dendrite morphogenesis.